Messenger RNA from Radiomyces spectabilis, 3192 nucleotides. RefSeq names its product Spc98 family-domain-containing protein. The coding region runs from base 27 to 2954 and encodes 975 amino acids. Lineage: Eukaryota; Fungi; Mucoromycota; Mucoromycetes; Mucorales; Radiomycetaceae. Gene Ontology annotation, cellular component: spindle pole; equatorial microtubule organizing center; centrosome. Gene Ontology annotation, biological process: mitotic cell cycle; cytoplasmic microtubule organization; spindle assembly. The transcript has 17 exons. Gene Ontology annotation, molecular function: gamma-tubulin binding; microtubule minus-end binding. The record is from RefSeq and is a predicted model, not a curated record.
GCAAAAGAGCUUCCAAGGUCAAUGGCAUGCUGAGGGCAGUUUGUUGGUCUUUUUUGGCAUUUCCCGAUCCACUCUUGAUGUCAGCGACGGAUCUGCUGCAGCAACUGAUUCUACGCGUAACGAACAGAAAGUCAGACCACGUUGAUCCAAAGAUUCUACGCGACGUCGAACGGAAGCUUCAAUACCACAAAUUUACUUCCUCGGAUAACUAUCAAUUAGACACCAGAUAUGAAAAUCUCUCCGAAAAGUUCUAUAUCAAGGGGCGCAACGAUCUCGCCAACGCGUUAAGGUCUUCCAAAUCAAGAUUCCUGCAGUCUAACAUUCAGGUUCCCACCAUCAACGAUCCGAAAAGUCUAAAGUAUGACAUACUGGGUCUUUUACUGGCGCUGUCGGGUAACCCGCUCGCCCAUCCACCUCGAUCGCUGCUCGCGCCGGAAGCAAAAGUAUCCGAAGCGCAACUGUGGAAAGACGUGCUCAGAGAGGAACCGCUACAGGGAUCGCACUGGGAACAGUGGAACGACCUCUCCUCGGAUGACGAACCCACUGAUCCCUACAGCGACGACGACUUUACCCUUGACUUUGAACAGCUGGCCGAACAGAAACGCCGACUUCAUUACCUCGAUUCAUCUGCAGUGGAUCCAGUCGACUCAUUUUCCGAGGAAGAAACGGGCAAUAACGACAUACACUUGUCCGAUAUCAGUAACGAUGUCCAUCGAUUAGAGAUUUUGAAAACUCGACAAUACUGGCAAGAAAAUUAUAAACGAACAAAGCGACGACAGCAGUGCGAAGAGGAGGAGGAGGAAGAUAGUGCUGGGGGUCCGCUGAUGCGCAGGGACAGUCUUCAAAACGCCUCUCAAUUAUAUCCGACAUUGAGUCGUUAUCGCUACGCACAACACGACACAGAUCAUGUUACAUUUGUUCACGAAAUGGAUGUGAUUCGGGAGGUCUUGUUUCUGUUGCGUGGUUACGAAGGCGUACUUUUUCAGCGCAAGACCACCGCAUUAGGUGAACAGCAAUUUGAGAUAAACCAGGACUAUGUCCUUCGCCAUUUGAGUCAUUCAGCCCUCCAUGGUAUUCUGCAACAGUUUUGCAAGGAUGGUAUUCUGUUAUCCAAUUUACGAAUGUGGGCCCAACGUAUGGUGAAAGCUUCUACGGUUGUCGCGGGUCAAACUUGUCAAGCAUUUGGUGCAUGUUUGAUGCAAAUCAUUGGUCAAUUUGACUUGGUUUUGGGUCAGCGAGAAAUGAAGUAUAAAGAAGAUGCUGCCCAAAUGAUCUCCAUACUUCAGCUUCGUCAUUCCUUGGAAACCCCUUUACAAAGUCUGCGGAUUUUGCAUGAUAUUAUUGCUCACAGUCCGUUCAUGGACACUUUUACUGGGAAUUCCGCAUCACAGCCUGCAACUCCACAUACGAUCGCCGUGUAUCUGAUUUCUGAACUCUACAGCCGACUUUUAAGUGCGCAAUCGAUGGAAACGAAUGUUGUCUACACAACGUUACUAUCCGUAUUUCAGCAAACGUUCGCUCCCUAUGGUCGGCUGAUGGACGAUUGGACUUUUUACGGUUCACUUCAAGGAGAUAUGGCAGGCGAAUUUCUCGUUGCGCAACGCCGGGAUUUGGAUGAAAACAGCAGCUUAUUUUGGUCCCAAGGAUUUUACAUCAAAGAAGCGCCGGACGCUUUGACAGCCUUGAUUUCGUUUCCGCUCUUUACCGAGCAUCACAGUCGACGUGUUCUUUUUACAGGCAAAGCGGUGUACUUGACGCUGAAACUAGGACUAUCCAACUCUGUUUUACAACAAUACAACACAUUCGAGACUGUGCUUCACAACACGUUGGCCCGUACCGAUGACAUUUCCAUGGAAGAGUAUCACAGCGUGCAACACAACAGCGGGGAUCCAUGGAUGCACCCAUUUAUGCAACACAGUUUCCCCUUGGCUACAACAUCUUCUUCAAUCAAGGAUCGUUCACCAUUGCCGGCGCCUGGCGCGGGUCAACUUUUGGAUCAAGCCAUGCAACAAUGCUUUGAACAUUAUGUAGGCGCGCCAUACGAAGACAUGGCAGUGUAUUUAAAGAACAUUUUGCUUGCGCAAUGCGGGCUCUUGCAGCACUUGCAAUCAUUGUCAUCCAUCUAUCUGCUGUUGCACAACGAUGUGAUGCACACUUUUCUGGAAAAUCUUUUCAUUCAGAUGGACCAGCAACGCUCCUUGCAUGAUCCACGUUUAUUAAAUAAACUUCUCGCUGAAGCAUGCUCUACCGGUCACGAAUCACCUCAGAAUCUGUUGAUUAUAAAGUUGAAAUCUAAAAACCAUACGGAUGCGUCAGAGCCAAUGAAUCCUUCUGUGUGGUUGCAAGAUAUUCACGUUAUGUACGAGCUACCUUGGCCUGUGAAUAAUUUUAUUCGAAGCGAAUACAUCGAAGAAUAUAACCACAUUUUCACGCUUGUAUCAAGACUCAAGCGGGCCAAAUAUGUAUUGGAAACAAAAUGCUUUAUUCGAAUGCAGCAUCAAGCAAGCAGGAACCAAAACUUGAUGGAGCUUUACUCGAUGCGCAUGCGUCUCAUGUGGUUUGUCAAUGCUUUUUGGAGCUAUAUCAUGACGACUGUGCUGCACGCGGAAACGAUUCAAUUUCGGGAUUAUCUAAGCCAGCUUACUGAUGCGGAUGAGAUUACUGCGUUACAUGGUAAUUUUGUUCGAAGGAUAGUCAACCGAUGUCUAUUGAACGAAGAGACCAUAUCGAUCAAACGGGCCAUCAUGAGUGUGAUGGCGCUGGUGGAAGAUCUGGAUGUAUUAUUUGCGUGCUGUACAGGAUCCUCCUCCACCGGUCUGGCUCGGGAAAAGGCGACGACGCAAUUGGACGCACUGAAAGAAGAAUUUGAGCAUACCAUAGCGUUUAUCAACGAUUGCCUUGGACAAUUAAGGCGACAAGUGGAUACACUGGCGGCGUCUCUUUCAGUCUCUUGAUGGUCUUUUUAUCUCCCUUGCUCCCUCUUGUAAUUAUCCUGCCUCCAUACAAACUCGCUGUAGAAGUUCUAUCUCCUUACCCCCGCAGACUGUAUGAGACCUGCGGGCAUCCGCAUGUCUUUCUCCCUCGUUCACAACUGGAUUGUUUACAACCUCUUUUUUCUUACAUUAAUACUAAGCAUCACCACACCCUGAACAAAGGCAUCGUAUAUAAAACGUUACACUUUACUGCCUGCGG